Chenopodium quinoa (quinoa) is the source of this 594-nucleotide messenger RNA. Its product is annotated as CLAVATA3/ESR (CLE)-related protein 7. NCBI's taxonomy places the organism in Eukaryota, Viridiplantae, Streptophyta, Magnoliopsida, Caryophyllales, Amaranthaceae. The coding region runs from base 1 to 312 and encodes 103 amino acids. The record is from RefSeq and is a predicted model, not a curated record. The transcript has 2 exons.
AUGAACGGGCAUGAUUUACUAAUGAGUAUUGUCGAAUCUACUAGUUUCAAAUUUCAAUGGGUGAAGUACGAAAACCCAUUGCUAGUGUUCUUCCUUAUCCUCAGCGCACUUACUGUUUUAGAUUCGCGUCUUUUACCUACGUAUGGUGACAAGAUGAUAGACAGUAAAACACUAUUACGUAAGUUAGGGGUUGUUGCUCAGGAGUUCAAGCAUAACUUACACGAAAUGGCGGUCGAGAAAGCAGUAACAGAACGACAUGCUCCGGAUGGUCCUGAUCCUCAACACCAUUUUAUUCCUUCAGCAAAACCAUAGUACAAUUAUGCAUGUCAUUUAUUAUUGUGGCUGUUGCCUAUUUAGUAGGUCGUUAUAAAUGGUUAUUAUCGUAACAAAUAUGUACUGCAAGUAUUUUCUAGGGGAAGUUUAUCUCAUGCAUUAUCAGCAAUAUGUAUAUGCAGGCAUGCAGUACGUGUUCUUUGCGUCUCUAUGCAAAUAUUCAUUACCAGUUAAUAAUUUUAUUUUCCUUAAAAAUUAUAUUGAGUUGUGAGGUAAUUGGAAUUGAUGAAAUAAUUAUUACAGAGUACAUAAUCUGUAAGU